Molecule: messenger RNA, 2738 nt
Organism: Polistes canadensis
Lineage: Eukaryota; Metazoa; Arthropoda; Insecta; Hymenoptera; Vespidae
Product: protein phosphatase PTC7 homolog
Exons: 5
Coding region: 412-1323 (303 amino acids)
Source: RefSeq, a predicted model, not a curated record
AUCUUAAAGGUUUUCUCGAAUGUAGACGAAAAUGAAAGCCUAAUGCGGUCGAUGUCGAUAAAAGUGCGUGCGGGAGAAAAUCGUUCGGUAUUAUACCUUGCCUUUGGACCGAUUUUUUUUUUUUUUAUUUUUUCUCUUCUACUCGUUAACACAAUCCCUAACACUAUUUCACAAACAUACGAGGAAGUGGAUCUUUCUUUAGAGUUUAAAUAGAGUAAAAGAAACAAUGUCCCGAUUUAUGAUUAUUAUUACAAAGUGAUAAUAUAACAAAGUAUAAGACAAAAUUAUACGGGAAAUUAUUAUUGGUAUUUGAAAUAAAAUAAUUGAUCUUUGGCUGGCUAUUAAUUUGAUGCUGAAGAAGAUGUCGAGUUGCGCGACGAAGUGUUGAGAUAAGUUUAACCUUUGUACGAUAUGCAGUCUAUUUAUUGGACCGGGAGGCUGUUGUCUCGUGCGAUAUGGAAUAGCAUAUCCAAUUAUUCGGCAUGUGCUGAUCCCAACGUUAACAAACGACGCGAAGCCUCAUUCAUUUCAGCUGUUUGUGGCUUCCCCAAGGAUUUUGCGCGAGGUCGUGUUAGGAAAGGACAAUUUGGAGAUGACGCUUGGUUCACUGCCAAAUUCAAGGCUGUCGAAGUAAUUGGUGUAGCCGAUGGUGUAGGAGGAUGGAGACACUAUGGAAUAGAUCCAGGCGUAUUUUCCAGUUUUUUAAUGAGCACAUGCGAAAGGCUAGUCUCAAUGGGCAAAUUCAAGCCUUCUGAACCAGCUGGUUUAUUAGCACGUAGUUACUAUGAACUAUUAGAAACUAAGCAACCAAUUUUAGGUAGCAGUACUGCAUGUGUUAUUAUUCUUAACAAGGAAACAAGCAGCAUCUAUACGGCAAAUAUAGGAGAUAGUGGUUUUGUAGUUGUGAGAAAAGGCGAAGUCGUUCAUCGUUCUAAUGAGCAGCAACAUUACUUUAAUACUCCGUUUCAAUUAUCUCUCCCUCCUCCGGGUCAUUCUGGUCUUGUACUCAGUGACAGCCCAGAAUCCGCAGAUACUUCUAGUUUCGGAGUAGAAGAUGGAGAUGUAAUACUAUUAGCAACAGACGGUGUAUUCGAUAAUGUGCCUGAUCAGUUGUUAGUCACGGAGAUGCGUAAAGUAGAAGGAGAAAGGGACCCAACAAAGUUACAGGGUGUUGCCAAUUCGAUAGCUUUUAUGGCUCGUAGUUUAGCUUUCGAUGGGGCAUUUUUAUCACCCUUUGCCCAAAGUGCUAGAGAAAAUGGUAUCGACGCAAUAGGUGGUAAACCUGACGAUAUCACGGUGCUCUUAGCAACAGUGGCAAUCUGAUAUGAAAAAGUGUAUGAUAGAUCGUUAAUCAUUGUAUUAUAGUCCAUGUCAUUGCAUAUAUGUAUCACUAGAUGAUACAUCAUUAUAUUCCAUUAUAAUGAUCAUCUAUUAUUUAAAUUUAAAUAAAUAGUUUUAUAAAUCACCUCAUAUAUAUUUACGAUAUCAGUUUCUUACAUAUUAUCAUAAAACAUAUAUUCGGAUGGAAAUUUAAAAGAAAGAAAAAGUGUGUAUAUAACAAGUACAUUCAAAUUUUAAAUUAUCGAUAUUUUUUGUUCAAUUAUUUUUCGAGUAAAAACGUGAGAACAAAAAUACGAAAUAGGGAUGUUAAUCAUGAGUGUAGUAUACAGUGGCUUUGUAUAGCCGACCUUUGUAUUCACUUGUCUCUUGUAAACUCAUAGAUUUCCUAAUUGAAGUAUGUAACUUUGCCUUGUUUCAUACUUUGCCUGAUCGAUAUAAUUAUCUCAUGAAUUAAUGGACUUUACAAAAUAACAGUAACAUAUAUAAUAAUGUAUAGAUAAAUAUAUUUCUUAUUAUAACGAAAAGAGAAUGAAAAACGUUUCAAAGUAAAGGCUAAAUUAAACAUAUUAUUAUAUUAUAUUUGAAAAUUUAUAAUCAUAAUAUUUUGGCUUCUCACAGAUAGAAAUUUAACUCUAACGACACAAUAAUGAGAUCAGAAAUCAAAUUUAUGUAAAUUAUGAAAAAUGCAUUAUUUUUCUUUAACAAUUUGAAUACAUCACAGUGUUUUUAUAGGAAUAUUUAAAAAUAAAAAUAGUUAAGAUGUAAUGAACAAUUAUUUGGCAAUAAGUAGCUUACAAAACGAUUUAGUAAAUACUUAUUAUUACGCUUAUAAAAAAUGGCUUUUAUUUUGUUUUUUGACGUACACAAAAAUUUAUUACUUUCAAGUGAGCAUCAGUAAUGACUACCGUUUGUAGGAACAAUUGUUAAUAACGUAUAUACUACAGAUUAAAAUUGAUAGUUCCUAUUUUUAUGUACACAUUGUUAAACAUAUUUUGUAUUUAUCAAUGAGUAGGUUGUGUGUAUUUUAUUGAUAAAAAUUCAUAUUAGUAAUCAGACUGAUAUUCAUUAUUGUGUAAAUGCAUAUUCUAAAAUAAUUAUACGAGCAUAGAUGAUUAUUUCACAAUAUUUUGUCCAUAUUUCAAUAUCGUGAAUCAUGCGUCCCUAUUUUCAUUUAUUUCUAUUAUUCAUUUAAUAAUAUUAAAUGAUGCAAUCUCAUUGAAUAUAAUGUCUUGGAAAAAUUUGUUAUUAGAAAUUUGUUUACUGAUCAGAAACGUUUACUUCUGUGAUGUAUUCUGUAUAUUAAAUCCUAUUAUCAUAAAGUUUUUUUACAAUAUGACAUGAAAUAAAUUGAUAUAAUAUCUAGAUUAUAUCUAUGAUACAUUAUAAGACACAUAAGA